Molecule: messenger RNA, 2257 nt
Organism: Penaeus chinensis
Lineage: Eukaryota; Metazoa; Arthropoda; Malacostraca; Decapoda; Penaeidae
Product: probable ATP-dependent RNA helicase DHX35
Exons: 15
Coding region: 191-2242 (683 amino acids)
Cellular component (GO): intracellular anatomical structure; catalytic step 2 spliceosome
Molecular function (GO): RNA binding
Source: RefSeq, a predicted model, not a curated record
UCGAGAACCGAUGGGCGGAAGAGGGGAACGCUAAAACGACGGAUAAUAAAAGAUCGUAGGCAAUAAAGAAGCUGAUAAUUAAAGACAGACGUGACACGGCUGAUCGUGACGUCACAUGUAAACGUUUGACAACGUUGAAUUUUAAAGGUUUCCAGGCUGUCAUUUUAGAUGCAAAGUUAAAAAAUCUACAAUGUCUUACAAACUUAAAUUCCUUAAACCAGGUGAUGACAUAUUUACCGAAGACCGUAGUGAUGUAGACAAGACAAAUGGGACUUCCUUUAUCUAUAAUCCCCACCAUUCUAUGACAAUUGAUAAACAGCGCCAGAGGUUGCCUGUUUUCCCAGCGCGAAACCAUAUACUCUAUUUGAUAGAGAAAUUCCAGACCACCAUAGUUGUCGGAGAGACUGGUUCUGGAAAGAGUACACAGUUACCACAGUAUCUCAGAGAAGCUGGUUGGCCUGUAGAUGGAAUAAUAGGUAUAACACAGCCCAGGCGCGUUGCAUGUACCUCGCUUGCCAAUCGCGUCGCAGAUGAGUGUGACGUUAUAUUAGGGCGAGAAGUCGGUUAUUCAAUACGGUUCGAUGAUCGCUGCAUACCAGGGACCACACAAAUAAAGUACAUGACAGAGGGCAUACUAGUUCGAGAGAUGAUGGCUGAUCCCUUAUUAAGACAGUACUCAGUAAUGAUUUUGGACGAGGUGCAUGAAAGAACACUGUACACAGACAUAGUUCUUGGCCUGAUGAAGAAAAUUUUAAAAAGACGGCGAGAGUUGCGCUUAGUCAUCAGCUCGGCAACUGUGGACGCAGAUCAACUGUACAAUUUUUUCAACUUCAAUACAACUAGCAAAAGAGAGAAAGAUACAGCAGCUGUUCUUUCAGUGGAAGGCCGUACCCAUCCAGUUGAUAUCUUUUAUCUGGAAGAUGGAGCAGCUGACUAUGUAAAAUGUAGUGUUGAGACAGUAAUGAAGAUCCACAGAAAAGAACCUGCUGGGGAUAUUCUGGUUUUUCUAACAGGAGUUGAAGAGGUUGACAACUGUGUGUCAUACCUGAAGGAAGAGGCUGCUUCUCUCAAGAAAAAUGAAGAUUCUCUGCUUGUUUUGGCAAUGCAUGGGAGUCUAAGUAAUAGUGAACAGUUACGUGCCUUCCAGUCUUCACCUGUUGGAGUAAGGAAAGUUGUUGUGGCAACCAACAUUGCUGAGACUUCUGUUACAAUACCUGGGAUUGUGUAUGUGGUGGACUGUGGGUUUGCAAAGCUCCGAUGGUACAAUGUGAAGAGUCAUACGGAUUCGCUGGUAGUUGUUCCUACCUCAAAAGCAUCUGCCACUCAGAGAGCUGGAAGAGCAGGAAGGGUGCGAUCAGGAAAAGUGUACAGGUUGUAUCCGGAGGAAGAGUUUGACAAGUUGAGUGAAGUCACUCCACCUGAGAUGGUCAGAACAAAUCUCUCACCUGCAGUUCUUAGUCUCAUGGCCUUAGGGAUUGAAAAUAUGCUCAGGUUUGACUUCCCUUCACCACCUCCUGCUGGACACCUAACAGCUGCCUUGGACGAACUUGUUGCCCUUGGAGCUCUCGGUGAAGAUGGCACACUGACCAGACCUCUAGGACAACAGAUGGCAGAAUUUCCCUUGUCUCCACAGCUAUCAAAGAUGCUUCUUGUGUCAGGGGAUUUUGAAUGUUCGCAAGAAAUACUGUCAGUGGUAGCAAUGCUGCAAGUACAAAAUGUAUUCAUAACCCCAAGAGGCCAGGGAGCUCAAGCAAAAAUUUGCCACAGAAAGUUUCAGGUAAAUGAAGGAGAUCUAAUAACACUGUUGAAUGUAUUCACUGCUUAUGUCAAACAUGGUGAAUCAAAGCAAUGGUGUGUCAAGAACUUCCUUAAUCAUCGUGCACUCCGGAGAGCAUCUGAAAUCCGAGGAAGAAUGGAGAAACUAAUUGUUAAUUUUGAAAUUCCUCUAAAAUCAUGUGCAGGUGGUGUAGAUGCAGUAUGCAAAUGUAUCACAGCUGGCAUGUUUCCGAAUGCUGCUUUCCUCCAUCACUCUGGAUCAUAUAAAACUGUGCGAGGACAACAAACCCUGCAUAUCCAUCCAUCAUCUAUGCUCUACAAAGAAAGUCAACCACAGUGGGUGCUGUUUCACGAGGUGCUACACACAUCUCGGGUAUUCAUGAGGGACCUUACUGUCAUUGAUCCUGCUUGGUUAUUAGAACUAGCCCCACAUUUCUAUGAGAAGGCAACCUUAAGGAAUCAAUAAACUUGAAGCUUCAAA